This is a messenger RNA of Ochotona princeps (American pika), 960 nucleotides long. RefSeq names its product patched domain-containing protein 3-like. NCBI's taxonomy places the organism in Eukaryota, Metazoa, Chordata, Mammalia, Lagomorpha, Ochotonidae. The coding region runs from base 1 to 960 and encodes 319 amino acids. The transcript is spliced from 5 exons. Gene Ontology annotation, cellular component: membrane. The record is from RefSeq and is a predicted model, not a curated record.
AUGCUUGCUGACUUUUCUACGCAGUCGGAGUAUGCAUGGUUUCACAACCUGCUCGAAUCGCGCACAUACACCAAGCUCCUCGUGGAUGGUCUUGAUACCUUCUUCAAAUCACCCCUAGGCGGACUCUCUCCGAGCGAUAAUCCGGAUGCCUGCAUGCAGGUGUUUCGGUCGUGGCUGCAAUCCCCAAUCGGACUGAAUUUCGCGUCCCAGUUCACGUGGCAGAAGGAAGGUGGUCUCAAAGCAUUUCAGAUUCAGCUGGUGCCGCAGUACCAUAGCGGGUCUCAAGAACUGAGCGAAUUUAUGACCAUGUUGAGGCAUGACCUUAGCAAGUUCAAGAACGCGGAUGUGCACGCCUAUAAUAAGCUUUUCGUUUUUUACGAGUCGGACUCCGGCGUUCUUUCAAGCACUCUGUCCAACAUGGCAUGGGCUGUCCUGGCUGUCACGGUGGUGUCAUUUGCUCUACUGCCUUCUUUGUGGAGCGCCGCACUGGUGAUUUUCAUCCUAAUUCUUAUCGACGUCGCUUUAGUGGGCUUCAUGUACUAUUGGAAUCUGCCCCUGAACAUGCUGACUAUGGUCAACCUGAUUAUCUCUAUUGGAUUUUCCAUCGACUACGCUGCACACAUGUGCCAUACAUUUUCACACUGUGUGGGCUUGUCCCGGGAUAUGCGCGUUUUCGAAACGCUUGUACUCAUUGGGAACCCAAUAUUCCAUGGAGUUAUGUCGACGCAGCUGGGUGUGCUGGUUUUGGCACACACAGGCAGUCACGUUUUGGAAGUCUUUUUCAAGAUGAUGACACUUGUGUUGACACUGGCGUUUGCACACGGUGCUAUCCUGUUGCCGGUCCUUCUCAGCCUGUUUGGACCCAUAGGCCAUGAAAAGGAGCCUCUCAAUGUUGCGCUUACCAAGUUCAAGCGCGGUCUAACCAUUGAUAAAAUCUUGUCCAAAAAAUAUCCUCAAUAG